Molecule: messenger RNA, 1331 nt
Organism: Oryza brachyantha (malo sina)
Lineage: Eukaryota; Viridiplantae; Streptophyta; Magnoliopsida; Poales; Poaceae
Product: TPD1 protein homolog 1A-like
Exons: 4
Coding region: 197-832 (211 amino acids)
Biological process (GO): cell fate determination
Source: RefSeq, a predicted model, not a curated record
CGCGCACGUGUGAAGAGGAGGCAGAGCAGAGAGAGAGAGAGAGAGAGUGGGAGAUAGACGCGCGCGCUACCCAAACCCUACUACUACUCCUUCCACCUCCUCUUCCUCGCCGGCCGCGCCCGCGCCCGCCGCCGUCUGCACCGUCUCGUCGUCCAGCGGCCGCAGGUAGCCGUCCGUGUGCAGGAGUUCCCGCGCGAUGAGGGUCUCCUCGGCGUCCAGUACACCGCCGGCGCUCGCGGCCGCGGCAUGGGCGGUCGUCCUCCUCGCGGCGCUCCGCUCCGACGUCACCCUCGCCGCCACCGUCUCCUCCGACGACAACGCAGGGCUCUCGCCGACGAUGCCGCCGACGCCGCCGCUCGCCGCCCCGGUUCCUGCGGCGAUCCCUCCCGCCGCCGUCCUGUCUCGCAGGCUCCUCCGCCCGCCAGGCGCGGACGUCGCCGGCGGCGGCGGCGGCGGCGGAGGACGAGGAGCUGGAGUCCGGACGCACCGCGUGGACGACGGGUGCGCGGGGACGGAGGACAUCGCGAUCUACCAGGGGCGGGCGACGGCUCUGCCGAGCGGGGUGCCGGCGUACACGGUGGACGUGAUGAACCGGUGCGCCGGCGGCGACGACGAGUGCGCGAUCGCGGGCAUCCACGUGCGGUGCGGGUGGUUCAGCUCGGUGAGCCUGGUCGACCCGCGCGUGUUCCGGCGGCUGGGCCACGACGACUGCCUCCUCAACGACGGCCGCCCACUCCUCGCCGGCGAGACCGUCUCCUUCGAGUACUCCAACUCCUUCCCCUACCGGCUCUCCGUCGCCGUCGCCACCUGCGUCGCCCCCGCCGCCCCCUAGCCGCCGCGCCGGAAAGCCAGCUGCAGCAUCUCAAAACUUGGAAAAGGAAUAGUGCAAACGCAAAAGAGGAACAGUAACAUCCCUGCCUUAGGUUUUUUUUUUCUUUCUUUUUUGACUCCCAUUGCACUCACAACAGCUCACCAAUGUCCAGAUCACCCAGACUUUGCUACGUAGUACUGCUACUCCAAUUUGUAUGAAACCAUCAGAAUACUUCUACUACUAGACUUGUAGUAUAGCAUUAGAUGCAGUCGUUGCUGCUUCUUGCAUGCAGCUUGCAUUUUGCUAAGUUGCUGUCAAGCAGACCAAAGUGUAAUUAACCCUGUGUUUUUCUCUCUUGGGUCUUGACGCGGAUGAACAAAUGGAUUUUGUUUUUGUGGAGGUGGUUGCAGCACCGGAAUGAAUCACCUCACGUGUACCAGUAAUACAUGUGUGCAUGCAUUGAUGUGUGCAUGCAUUGCCUGCCUCCGGACGGUGACAGCUCGCCGGAACUGGUAUUAAU